GAGUCCCUCAGACCCGAUGCUUGAAGGAGCGUGAUAAACGAAAGUUAAUUUCUCUGACCCGGCAGUUUAAACUGGGCGUUCCGACAUCAGGAGGGACACAAAAAUAGUGGCUCAAAUAGUAACUUUACUAACUAGCGACAUUUUUUAUGGCGCACCAUCGAGCUCCAGACCCCAAGAGGGAACAGUUUCGGAGAUACUUGGAGAGAGCUGGAGUUAUUGACAGUCUUACUAGUGUCCUAGUGUCUUUGUAUGAAGAACGAGAAAAGCCCAGCAAUGCUCUAGAAUUCGUCAAGCAGCACCUCAACGCUGUUGGCCACACUUCAGCAGACACAGAGGCGCUGCAGCAGGAGGUGACUGAGCUUAGGAAAAGGUGUACACGUCUGGAAGAGGAAAACAAAGACCUCAAAGCAAGGCUUCAGCUUUGUGAACCUGUAUCAAAAGAUGGAAGCACAGCCAACUAGACCACAACAGCACUUUGGUUUCAUAAAUGUAUUAUUUUUGUAUUUUGUACUAUUGUUUAUGUUGCUGUCAAGCUGCAUUUAAAGACAGGACCACGCUGUUAAGGGAGAGGCUAUGUUUUUUAUGUAGCUGUGCUGUUUUGUCUUUUUAUUUUGUAAAUAUCAGCAUGUACAUUGUCUCUUAGAAUAUAUCUUAUUCUGUACAUUGAUAUAUAUAUAUAUAUAUAUAUAUAUAUAUAUAUAUAUAUAUAUAUAUAUAUAUAUAUAUAUAUAUAUAUAUAUAUAUAUAUAUAUAUAUAUAUAUAUAUAUAUGUUAUGUUUUUCUGGUUAAUUCAAUCUUCCACAGAAAGGGUCCUCCCACAUGACAGGACAAGCUUGUUCUUAAGAAACAGAACUUUUUUUAAGGCUCUGUGUGAGAUGGAGAAGCUCCAUGUCUGAUUACAUGACUGAUUUUAUUUUUUCUGGCCUCCUUUGAAUACACCCUCUGCUGAUUGUGCAUGUGACAAAGACAUGACUUAUUCAGAUAUCUGGUUUAAGUGCAAAGUUGUUAAAAAAAGAGGAGGAAGGUAAAAUAUAAUUCAGUCUUGUAAAUAUUGUGGUAUCGCUUAUUAAACUAAUGUGUUAACAGCAGCA
Amphiprion ocellaris (clown anemonefish) is the source of this 1091-nucleotide messenger RNA. RefSeq names its product c-Myc-binding protein-like. The record is from RefSeq and is a predicted model, not a curated record. Gene Ontology annotation, molecular function: transcription coactivator activity. Gene Ontology annotation, cellular component: nucleus. The transcript is spliced from 5 exons. Gene Ontology annotation, biological process: regulation of DNA-templated transcription. NCBI's taxonomy places the organism in Eukaryota, Metazoa, Chordata, Actinopteri, Pomacentridae. Bases 147 to 461 code for a protein of 104 amino acids.